Messenger RNA from Chinchilla lanigera (long-tailed chinchilla), 1471 nucleotides. RefSeq names its product tafazzin (gene Tafazzin). Bases 283 to 1071 code for a protein of 262 amino acids. NCBI's taxonomy places the organism in Eukaryota, Metazoa, Chordata, Mammalia, Rodentia, Chinchillidae. The record is from RefSeq and is a predicted model, not a curated record. Gene Ontology annotation, cellular component: mitochondrial membrane. Gene Ontology annotation, molecular function: 1-acylglycerophosphocholine O-acyltransferase activity. The transcript is spliced from 10 exons. Gene Ontology annotation, biological process: cardiolipin acyl-chain remodeling; inner mitochondrial membrane organization.
UUUCUGGCGGCGCGCGGUUGCCACUACCUACGGUGCGGGUGCGUCCCCCUUGUCGCUGCGACCCUGGCUUCUGGCCCCGGCGGCAGGCCCUCUGUCGCGCCGCACUGGCCCGAUUUGCGAGGUGACCUUGGCCCGAGCCCGCGUCGCGCCCAUGUGCGGCUCCUGUGUGUGCUCGAGGCUGUCCUAGACCUUUCCGGCGACUGAGGACACCGACCCAGGCCGGCCGGGCCCGCGGGCUGCCCAGGUCGGCGCAGUGCCGGGCGGCGGGCGGCGCCGGAGGCCAUGCCCCUCCAUGUGCGCUGGCCGUUCCCCGCCGUGCCGCCGCUCACCUGGACCCUGGCCAGCAGUGUCGUCAUGGGGCUAGUGGGCACCUACAGCUGCUUCUGGACCAAGUACAUGAACCACCUCAUCGUCCAUAACAAGGAGGUGCUGUACGAGCUCAUCGAGAACCGAAGCCCCACCACGCCCCUCAUCACCGUCUCCAACCACCAGUCCUGCAUGGAUGAUCCUCACCUCUGGGGGAUCCUGAAGCUCCGCCACAUCUGGAACCUGAGGCUCAUGCGCUGGACCCCGGCAGCGGCAGACAUCUGCUUCACCAAGGAGCUGCACUCACGCUUCUUCAGCCUGGGCAAGUGCGUGCCCGUGUGCCGAGGAGAUGGUGUCUACCAGCGGGGCAUGGACUUCAUCCUGGACAAGCUUAACCAUGGGGACUGGGUGCAUAUCUUUCCGGAAGGGAAGGUGAACAUGAGCUCUGAGUUCCUGCGCUUCAAGUGGGGAAUUGGGCGCCUGAUUGCUGAGUGUCACCUGAACCCUGUUAUCCUUCCACUGUGGCACAUCGGUAUGAAUGACGUCCUUCCUAACAGCCCACCGUACUUCCCUCGCUUCGGACAGAAAAUCACCGUGCUCAUUGGGAGGCCCUUCAGCGCGCUGCCUGUGCUUGAGCGGCUCCGGGUAGAAAACAAGUCAGCUGUGGAGAUGCGCAAGGCCCUGACAGACUUCAUCCAGGAAGAGUUCCAGCGCCUCAAGAGCCAGGCUGAGCAGCUGCACAGCCACCUGCAUGCAGGGAGCUAGGCCUGAGCCCAGCCACCGGCCACGGCCACGCAGGCCUGGGAUGGCGCACUGGGCUCCAGGUGGUGCCAGGUGGGCACAGACCCUGCCUGGUGCCUGCUUCCAGCUGGUGCUCCAGCCCAAGGAAGGGCUCUGCUGCUGGUCUCUGGGCCAUGGAGCAAGAGGAGGCUAAGGCAGGGCCACUCGUGGGGCUGGCAUUGGGAGGGGCAGAGUGGGCAUGCCAGUGCCCAGCUGGGUCAGGGCAGGUGGCGCAUGAGGCCACCUAGCUUGGCUCUCCCUGCCCACCCUUGCCAGUCCAGAAGCUGCUCAGGGAUGGCUGUUGCCAUGUCUUCCUUUUUUGUUUUUUGAGACAGGGUCUUACUGUGUAGUCCAGGCCAGUAUGAACUCAACUCUGCAGCCCAGG